GCUCUGGAAUUCUCCACUACAUUUUAUCUCGCCGGACAUUUUCAGGAGGUGGGAGGUUUGAUUUCUGGAAAGGACAGAGUUAAAAAGCGAUCACAUUUGAUGUGGUUUUCACUGAUGUUAUAGAGGUGAAAAAUUUUGCUUGAUUUUGUUGAUUUUCCUCUCUUUUCUUGUCAACCAAACAAGGGAUUUCUCUGAGGUUUCUGUUGGCGGCGGUUGACAUGACAUCGUUAGUGCAGAAAAUUCUGGAAGAAGAGCUCAUGGAGGCUGCAAAUGCGCUUCUACCCCUUCAUACUCUUGAACAACUCCGUUUUUCGCUUGAUAAACUAGACAAAUGCUUGGCUUGGGUUGGACAACCACAGGUCAAAUCUUUCCAAGCUGCUCUGGAUCAUGCAGGGAAAGUACUAACAGCCAAAGAACUUUUGAAUCAUGCGGACGUGGAUGUGAGGGUUUCUGUUGCAUCAUGCAUCAAUCACAUUCUUAGAAUAACUGCUCCAGAUGCUCCUUUUGAUGAUGAGCGACUGAAGAGAAAAUCAUCCAGAUUUUGUUUUCACAAGCAUGGGUUUGAUUAUGAUCAUGAUCUUGGACGAAUUAGAUGGAGGAUUUGCUAG
This is a messenger RNA of Carica papaya (papaya), 608 nucleotides long. The record is from RefSeq and is a predicted model, not a curated record. Lineage: Eukaryota; Viridiplantae; Streptophyta; Magnoliopsida; Brassicales; Caricaceae.